Messenger RNA from Penicillium pulvis, 1698 nucleotides. RefSeq names its product GMC family oxidoreductase. Bases 1 to 1698 code for a protein of 565 amino acids. NCBI's taxonomy places the organism in Eukaryota, Fungi, Ascomycota, Eurotiomycetes, Eurotiales, Aspergillaceae. The record is from RefSeq and is a predicted model, not a curated record. The transcript is spliced from 3 exons. Gene Ontology annotation, molecular function: oxidoreductase activity, acting on CH-OH group of donors; flavin adenine dinucleotide binding.
AUGUCUCCCUUUGAGUUCGUGAUCGUUGGCAGUGGCCCAGCUGGCAGCGCCCUCGCUGCUCGACUGGCCAAAUCGCCUGCUCAACCCCGUGUCCUUCUCCUGGAGGCAGGCGAGAGCAAAGAGGAUCGUAAUCUCCGCGUAGACGGGCAGCGCUUCACCACAUUUCAGGACCAGUCUAUGAACUGGGGCUAUAAGACUUCCCCGCAAAAAGAUUGCAAUGAUCGUGAGAUUGACUACAGUCGCGGUCGGUGCAUGGGCGGAUCCAGUGCCAUCAACUUCGGCGUUUACAGUGUCGGCGCACGUGACGACUACCAAGAGUGGGCGCGUAUCGUUGGCGAUGAGGAUUUUGCGUGGGAAAAUAUCCAGAGGAGGUUCAAGGAGCUGGAAACUUUUCAUGGAAAGAUUCCGGAAGGGUUGAGUAACAAGUAUGCGGAUCCAAAGUCGGAGAAUCAUGGGAGUGAAGGCCCGUUGCACGUAGGCUUUGCCCGCGAGUGGGAGAGAGAUUUCACGGAACUCUUGGAUGUUUUUGAGGAAGCUGGAUUUCCCCUCAACCCAGAUCACAACUCGGGAAAUCCAAUUGGAAUGUCAGUGUUGAUCAAUUCGGCGUCAAACGGACUGCGCUCCACGGCGGAGGAUCUUGUGAUUGGGUAUGAGAAAGACAACUUGACCAUCAUUACUGGGGCACCGGUGCAACGUGUUCUCCUGGAAGGAAAGAAGGCCGUGGGUGUUGAAUCAAAUGGCAAGAAAUACUACGCCACCAGGGAAGUUAUCUUGUCCGCCGGCUCGCUGAAUGACCCUCGCAUUCUGAUGCAUUCCGGCAUUGGCCCCGCCGCUCAACUAAAGGCCCAUAACAUUGAUGUUGUCCUGGACGUUCCUGCCAUCGGCCAGGGGCUUCGUGAUCAUUGCUUUGUGCCCAUGGUGAACACUCGUACCGACAGCAGCACGGAUCGAAAAUCUUUCUAUGGUUCGCAGGCAGCUAUGGAUGCGGCGCAAAAGCAAUGGCAAGAGAACGGGACAGGGCCAUGGGCAAAAUUUGCCUGUGAGCUGGGUAUUGGAUGGUUCAAGCUCACCGAGCAGCUUACCUCCUGGCCAGAAUUCCACGCCCUCUCGAAAGGCGAACAGGCUUAUCUUCUCCAGGAAACUGUCCCACACUACGAAAUUAUCACACAUUUCCCCAUCCAUUGGUUUAUUCCGGAUUUUCCUUCCGAGGCGCUAAAUUACUCUUGUUUACUUGUCUUCUUGUUCAACGCGCAGACUCGUGGAGAAGUUACACUGCAGUCAACAGAUCCCGAUGCUCCGCUCCGGUUCAACCCUAAGUUCCUUGCGCAUCCAUUCGAUCGUCGGCUCGCGGUAGAGGCCCUUCGGGACUCCUUCCGGAUCGCUAAGCAUGAGUCAUACACGAAGGAUAAUUUGGCCGAGCUGGCGAUGCCCAAGAGCGAAUCAGACGAGGACCUUCUGGAGUAUUGGCGCCAGAACAUUUCUUCCAGUUGGCAUAUGACGGGGACUGUGAAAAUGGGCAAGAAGGGUGACUUGGAUGCCGUCGUUGACCCUGAGUUCAAGGUGAUAGGCAUUGAAAAUCUAAGGGUCGCUGAUAUGGCCGUUGUACCAGUGUUAGUCAAUGCCCAUGUUCAGGCUGCGGCAUACAUCACUGGUGUAACUUGCGCAGAGAAAUUGGUUAAGGAGUACAACCUUGCUUAA